Molecule: messenger RNA, 1369 nt
Organism: Cyprinus carpio (common carp)
Lineage: Eukaryota; Metazoa; Chordata; Actinopteri; Cypriniformes; Cyprinidae
Gene: sox19b
Product: SRY-box transcription factor 19b
Biological process (GO): regulation of DNA-templated transcription; anatomical structure morphogenesis; cell differentiation
Molecular function (GO): RNA polymerase II cis-regulatory region sequence-specific DNA binding; DNA-binding transcription factor activity, RNA polymerase II-specific
Source: RefSeq, a predicted model, not a curated record
CAAACUAUUGCGGCUCAACAAGUGGCUUGUGGAUAGAGUUGAACAGAGUUCAGACAGACAAACAGCUGUGAUUGAAACACCUUUCGCGCCCUUUUUUUUUACUUUAUUUUGUCUGAAAAUCUUGUUCUAAAUGUUUUGAUUCAUCGUGCAGUUCUUUUUUUACUGCUGUGUUUGAUUUGGCCCGACUACCCCGGCUGUAAAGAGACUUCACCUGCGCCGGAUUUGUUUGACCUGAUUAGAUUCGCUUGGACACUUUUAAUUGGCUGCUUUACGCACUGAGCGAUUGAAACUCAAAGUGUGUAGUGGCGUGAUGUACAGCAUGAUGGAGCAUGAACUGAAGACCGCGGGUCAACCUCAUCCCCACCACAACAGUCCAGGCAUGUCUCCUCCGGUCAGCGGGGUCGGAAACGCGCACCACGGAUCAAAAACCUCUUGUCCACCCGGCGGGGACCCCAUGGACAAAGUGAAGCGUCCCAUGAAUGCGUUUAUGGUGUGGUCCCGGGGUCAGCGGAGGAAGAUGGCACAGGAGAACCCCAAAAUGCACAACUCGGAGAUAAGCAAACGCCUCGGUGCGGAAUGGAAACUUUUAACGGACACCGAGAAGCGGCCGUUCAUCGAUGAGGCCAAACGGCUGCGGGCCGUACACAUGAAGGAAUACCCCGACUACAAAUACAAACCUCGGCGUAAGACCAAAGCCCUCAUCAACAACGACAAACACCCUCUCGUCAAACACCCUAUCGCACCCGGUAACCUGUUGGCAUCAGCCGUGGCACAGGGACAAGGCGGGAGCCCGAGAAUGGACGGCUAUGGCUGGGGUCACACCGGUGCUUAUAUGGGAAUGCAGGGUGAAGCACUCGGAUACCCGCAGCAACUGCACCGAUACGAACUGUCAGCGCUCCAGUACCCGCCGGCACAGACAUACAUGAACGGGGCCAGCUCUUACAGCCAAAUGUCAUAUAGUGGGAGCCCUCAGCAGCCCAGUCCAGUGAUGUCUAUGGUUAAACCAGAACCCCUAUCCCAUUCGCCUACUGGAGUACCAAACCACCACCGUGGGGCUUUCCAAGGGGACAUGAGGGACAUGAUUAGCAUGUACAUUCCAGGUGGUGAUACCAGCGAUACCUCAAACCAGAGGGCCUACCCUGGAGUCCAGCAGCACUAUCUUGGUGGAACCGUUCCCCUCACUCAUAUCUGAAGUUUAGGGAAUGCUCCCUGAGCUCCUAUUAGUUGGACCCUUAUUGUGACCGUAGUGCCACACAUAGACUUUAUGGAUUAUUGAACACUUCUGAUUGUUUACUACCUCCCUUGAUUUGAAUGAUCUGAAGUUGUGUGUUGAACCUGUAUAGAAAAUUUAGCCGUUUCAGCCUCUAGU